AAAAUAUAACAUCGCUAUAAGUAAAUCUGUGACAUUACUAGCAGCUCUCGCCAGAGUUUUGCUUCUAGAAACACAAGAUGGCGCUAUUUUACAGCACAAGAAUGAACAAGACCCGGAAGACUUCCUUUUAGUUUUGCAUCGUGUGUUAUUAUCUUGAGCAAAACUAAUGUUUCUUUAGUCUUCGGUGAUUUAAUUUGAUCAGGUCAGGACAUUCGACAAGACUGCAUUUUCGUCCAGUUUUCUCACCGUGAAUCAUAUCUCACGUUAUGAUUUUUUGUUCGAUUACCCGAAUAAUCGAUACUCAUUUUCACAAGUGCUUCUCAUCACGCGGGUCGCGGGCGUGCCGGAGCCUUUCCCAGCAAUCUUCGGGCGAGAGACGUGACGUCAUCGCGCUCGUUUCGGCUUCACGCUCCGAAAACAUUUUAACACCAAUGACGAACUCGACAAACAUUAGCCGGCUUACAUGCAGACUUUUUUUUGUUAUUCUGAUUGAAGCUCACCUGCUCACAUGCGACGUGAUCAAUUCCGAUCUGGCGUUUGAUGUGCACGACAUUUAUAAUCGUUUUACAGAUCGAUGCGAACGUCACGCGAUUUGUCAAGAUGGAGGUCGGUCGUCUAUUUAGCGCAGUCGUCGCGAUUGUUUUGCCACUUUUAUGAAUGCGACAGCUUAAAAAAAAACAAGUUCCAAGUGGUUUGUUCCAAAAAAACAACGAGGUUUAUUAUGGUUAGGAUUCGCGCCGAGGCAGUUGAAGAUGUGUUAAGGUUCGGAUUACGGUGGUUAAGGCCGCUGCCGAACCCGACCGAAGCACGACGCGGCGUGCGUGGUUUGGCAACCGUUUCCUUGAGCGGCGUCUUCACGCCGCAGCUUCCAUCCAAUCAAAAUGCACACAAGCUUUCCCGUACGGUGAAAAUUCAUUUCCGGGAUCUCCGCCAUAUAAACUGCUUUAACCCCAACGCUUGUCCGAAACCUAACCAUAAUAAACUUCUUUGUUGUUGUUGUUUUUUUUUUUUUAUCUUGCACAAAUGCGAUACAUAUUUUUUUCAUGACUGAAAGUCAGAAGUUGACAUUUAUUUCUUGACUAUUCGCUGCCAUUGGCGUGAAUGCGUGGGACUUGGCUCCAAGGUUUUGGACUCGAGCUCCUUCCUUGGCAGGAAUUUUGGCUCCUGACAGGAGUGGUUGCACUGCGCCGAGUUUGUAGACCACCUUGCUCGCACGCGCUCGCGCUCGCGAGGACGAGAACGAGCGUCUGCGCGCGGCCGCACGCCCGCCAAGUGCUGCUACGUUCAUGAUCUGCGGGAGCGGGAAGGCGCGGAGAGGUAAGACCCGACGCCGAUCACGCCGACACCAAAAGACGUCGGCAGCGAAAUCCGGAACAUUCUUCUGUGAUGCUGUGGCUGAUGGCGGCGUUGCUGGCCCUGGCGGAGGACGUGUUGUCCGAGGAGGACGGCCCGGAGAACCGGCUGGAGCCUCCCGCACCGGACACCGGACACCGCACCGCCCCCUUGUGGCCAGAAGCCUACGAAACACGGACACCGCUACAGGACGCGGAGGCCGCGCGGAGCCGGUGGCGCCGCUCCCCUCGCGACGCGAAACCGCCGACCUCCCGGAGGAAGCCGAAGAGGACCAAGGGCGGCGGAGCGUCGUGCCGCGUGGAGAAACGCCGGACGCGCGUCCGCGAGCUGGGCCUGGGCUACGACUCGGACGAGAUAGUCCUGUUCAAGUACUGCGCGGGCUCGUGCCGCGCCGCCCGCAGGAACUACGACCUGGCGCUGGGCGCUCUGGUGGCGCGGGCGGGCGUCUCGGCGCACGAGGUCAGCGGCCGCCCGUGCUGCCGGCCCACCCGCUACGAGGGCGUGUCCUUCAUGGACACGCGCGCCACGUGGCAGACCGUGCGCUGGCUCUCGGCCGCCGACUGCGGCUGCGUGGGUUGACCCGUCGCUUCGACGGUGUCGUGAUGUCACUGCGAGGAGGCGGUGUCGGGACUCGCCGGGGCGAGCCGGGGAUCCGACCCGGAACCUUCGGGACGGGGCGGCCGGUGCCGAGGUGCCCUCGAGAGAGCCCGGUGUGGAACUUAACCCCGGAACUCGGGACUCGGGCCAAAAGAAGACCCUGCUAAGGGGGGAGUACUUUGGACUUUGGACAGGUCCAGGGACUUCUGCAGAUUGGCGCUAGUACCAGCUAAAAGUUUCUGGAACUGAUGAUAGCGAAGUGCUAAUUUGAGAUCUGGCUUUUCAGGGUUCUGUGUGAGACCAACAAACGGAUAACGCUAAAAUAAUAAUCACAAACAUCGGAACUUAAAAGGGGAAUUUGCAGUGUUAAAACUGCUAGCGAGAUUUGAAUGUGACCUCAUUUGACUGGCGCAAUCACUUCAAAAUCCAAAGAGUGGUGAAAAACACAGCUGUCGGGCAGACAUUUUGCGGAUGGGCGACGACAUCGUGCGACAUCCUGGUGAUGCGUUUCCGCCCUUUGAGUCGGAAUCCGCUUAACGUCCGACACGAAACUCGAGCGCUUCGUCUGCCGGGAAAAUGACAUACGAUAACGUGAGGGAUACUUUGAAGUUGCGUGUAACACGGCGAGGCUUUAAUGCGGCUUUUUUUGGUUUUCAAAUAUUUGAACUUGAAGGCCCGAGGUCACAGGUCAGCGCGAGGCCCCGGGGGGUGUGGCGGCUGCGAGUGCGCAAGAAUUGCUUGACGCCUCGUCAGUCGCGUCCUUUGUCUCUGAUUGGAUGCGAAAGAGUAUUGAUCGAUAGUAUCGAUUUAGAGUCCCAAGACUUUUGUCCACGUAGACCAGUGUUUCUCAACCGGGGGUCAGUGGACCCCGAGUGGUCCGUGGUGUAAUUGCAAGGGGUCCGUGAAAAUAAAGUAUCUUUUUCAAAAGAUCCUACGACAUUUAUAGUGAUCGGAUUAGUUUUACUCAAAUGUGAUUGAGAUCUUGCCCCCAUCUGCAAUUUUGAAGUUACUGCAUGAUACUGUUAUACAAAGUUAACAUGAUCUGAAUUCCCCGAGCGUUUUAGUGGGCAAACACCGUUCAUUUCUUAAUAAUGCUUUUGAUUGUGAAAAAUGUGCAGGGAAGUGUUUGAAAGUGUUCAAACUCAUUCAUUUGCUCGCAACGUCGAAACGCAAGAGAGGGGAGGCGGAGCAAAGUGUGCCUCACGACCAUAUCCGCGUCAUCGCACCAGUAUGGAUCCGAUGCCGAUACGGACGCGGUACGGAUACCGUCAACAUUUGGAUCGAUCCGCCCACCGCUCCCGCCAAGGGCGAGGCAAACGUCCACGCACACGCACGCUCACACGGGCUCGUGCGCGUAGGACGCCACAGUAGCCUUGUUUACACGACGACAUGGUGUUGUGGGAUGCCAGGACAAAUAUAGACGUGAGCCAAGCGCGCUUCGAAGUGACGGCUUUUCAACACGCCGUUUAAUUUUAGAUGCGCUGAGACGCGACACCAUUAAACGGGCGUCGUCUUCGCAAACGAAGCACGCCGCCGCCAUUCGCACAUCCCCAAAAACACGCUGGAAGAAUUACGUUUACAAGUAGGCCACAAUGCGCGUCGCGGUUAAGCCAAAAAGUCACAGUUUGCUUUGUGCCUUGGUUCUAAGGUUCACAUUUGGUAAAUAUUAAUAACAGCUUCGAGCUUCUCUUUUUAGGAAAAAUCAAUAGUUUGUCUUCACUUAGGAAACAAAAUCCAAACAAGUGCUACCAGUUUGAACAGUGUGAAUUAUGCUAUGAGAAUAUGACUGGCAUUCGUAUUACGCAUCUUUUCUUUUUAGGGAAGUGCAACAGAAUUAGUUUGUUUUGUUUUUAAAACAGAAGUAGUUUGUCUUGUUCACAAACAACAAUGAGCACGUAGCCCACGGAAAUCUUUUCUCUCCAACAUUCUACUUCCAGUAAAACGUAUUCGGUCCAAUCAGAAUCCGAAUCCGAAUCAUCUUUAUUUGCCAAGUAUGUCCAAAAAACACACAAGGAAUUUGUCUCCAGUAGUUGGAGGCGCUCGAGUACGACAACAGACAGUCAAUUGACAGAGAACACUUUUGUGAUAUAAAGACAUUGACAAAAAAAAAAACAAAAAAAACAGUCGCUGAGCAGUAAAGGGUUGCUAGUUGCUAAUAAUCUUGAUGCUAAGCUAGCCUUCACACUAAAGCGUGGAGAAAGCUGUUGUCGGAUGCAAUGCAUCACCUUGACUUACUGUACAAAUCAGGGGGUGUCAAACGUACGGCCCGUCAGGGGGUCCAAUCCGGCCCCUGCGGAUGGAGAACACAUUCACUGCACAUUUAUUUUUCAAUAAAAGUAACUUUUUUUUUUUUUGUAUAAGUCUUCCCAAGGUUUUCACACAGACUUUCAACUCCCCCCGAAAGAUUUUCGAUGGGGUUGAGAUCUGGAGACUGGCUCGGCCACUCCAGGACCUUGAAAUGCUUCUUACGAAGCCACUCCUCCGUUGCCCGGGCGCUGUGUUUGGGAUCAUUGUCACGCUGAAAUACCCAGCCACGUUUCAUCUUCAAUGUCCUUGCUGAUGGAAGGAGGUUUUCACUCAACAUCUCACGAUCCACGGCCCCAUUCAUUCUUUCCUUUACAAGGAUCAGUUGUCCUGGUCCCUUUGCAGAAAAACAGCCCAGAAGCAUGAUGUUUCACCCCCAUGCUUCACAGUAGGGAUGGUGUUCUUUGGAAAGCAACUCAGCAUUCUUUCUCCUCCAAACACAACAAGUUACUCUUUUACCAAAAUGUUCUAUUUUGGUUUCAUCUGACCAUAUGAAAUUCUCCCAAUCCUCUUCUGGAUCAUCCAAGUGCUCUCUAGCAAACUUCAGACGGGCCUGGACAUGUACUGGCUUAAGCAGGGGGACACUUGGGUUGGGGUUUCAAGCUAAAUUUUAGCACUGCAGGAUUUUGAGUCCCCGGCGGCGUAGUGUGUUACUGAUGGUAACUACUUUGUUACUUUGGGUCCUCCCGUGUGGUCCUGGGAUUUUUGCUCACGGUGUGAGAUCUUGCGUGGAGCCCCAGAUCGAGGGAGAUUAUCAGCGGUCUUGCAUGUCUUCCAUUUUCUAAUAAUUGCUUCCACAGUUGAUUUCUUCACACCAAGCUGCUUGCCUAUUGCAGAUUCAGUCUUCUCAGCCUGGUGCAGGUCUACAAUUUCGUUUCUGGUGUCCUUUGACAGCUCUUUGGUCUUGGCCAUAGUGGAGUUUGGAGUUUGACUGUUUUGAGUUUGUGGACGGGUGUCUUUUAUACUGAUAAUGAGUUCAAACAGGUGCCAUUAAUAACGAGUGGAGGACAGAGGAGGCUCUUAAAGAAGAAGUUACAGGUCUGUGAGAGCAUGCAAAAUCCUCUCGGAGCCUCCGCAUCCUGGUCUUCCAGCUCCUUCCCUCAGGUAGGCGCCAUCCAACAAUGCAAAGUCAAAUACAUUAAAAUAAAUCUAUUUCUGAUGCCAUGUUUUCAAGAAAAUUAUUUCAAAGUGGCAUAUUUUAUAUGAGAUCAUUAGAGCCAUCAAUAAAUAAGUCAUAACGUUGAUUUUGACGCAGUACGAAUUAUUAAUGUGAAACAAACACGGUAACAAAAGUGCAACCGCAAUAAAAGAAAAUGAAUGGACAACAGCAGGAUUUGAUUGGAUCUGAUUUCAAAAUGAGCCACACAAAGGUGAGGAGAAAUAUCCAUGCUGAGCUCUCGGCCAAUGAAAGAAGCUUUCGCCAAACGUACGCGUGCGUGCGUCUCUCCCACGACGGAAACGGACGAAUUGAAACCGACGCACAUCGCCCUCCACCAAUGGAUGAGGGCCGGCUCUCUGGCGCCAUCUCACGGUGUAGGGCUGUAAGUGCAAUAUAUGCAAUAUAUUUUUGGACACCCAAAAUAUAUUCAUAUCUGCACACAGACUUGGUAAGUGUUUUAAUGAAACAAGAAUUGGCAGUAGUAACGUAAAAAAAAAAUAAUAAUAAUCAUGUCAUAAUAGUGCCAUUCAAUACGCACAAUUCAUAAUAAAAUAUAUUUUAUGGGAUGUAUUUAGUAAAUAGAUGACGCAUUAAGUAUUAUCUGCAACAGGACUGAGGGCUGGAAAUUGUGAUGCGGUCUCUAGCGCCACCUAGUUUAGGGGUGUAAUUACACUCAAAACCUAUUUUCAAAACCUGUUUCACGCGCUCAUGCUUGGAAAAUACAUUUUGUAACUCUUAGCAAAACAAUUGCACAAUGUUAUCAAAUCCCCACUUCGAGCCUAAAAGAUGUGCAGGGGAAAUAGACCACUGCCGACGUAAGUUUCAUAUUCAAACUUUCAGCUACUCGGUGGUUCCCAACUGGUUUUGCCUCAGGAGCCAAAAUUGAACUUAGUCCUUAAGUCGCAAGCCACAUUUUGGACAUUCUUGAGCAACUCCGA
This is a messenger RNA of Phyllopteryx taeniolatus (common seadragon), 6351 nucleotides long. RefSeq names its product artemin. The record is from RefSeq and is a predicted model, not a curated record. Bases 1387 to 1932 code for a protein of 181 amino acids. The transcript has 3 exons. NCBI's taxonomy places the organism in Eukaryota, Metazoa, Chordata, Actinopteri, Syngnathiformes, Syngnathidae. Gene Ontology annotation, molecular function: receptor tyrosine kinase binding; growth factor activity; glial cell-derived neurotrophic factor receptor binding.